Messenger RNA from Bemisia tabaci, 581 nucleotides. The record is from RefSeq and is a predicted model, not a curated record. Lineage: Eukaryota; Metazoa; Arthropoda; Insecta; Hemiptera; Aleyrodidae.
UGCUAAUGCGAAAAUGGGUGCUCUAAUCAAGCCUCGAGCGCCCGGCCAGUUCGUCAGUCGUGAGCGCGAGUGGCUUGCCGGUGCCGGGCGUUUGUCGUCACGUGAUCGGCGCGAGUGUGGUGUGAUCGCGCGCGCCAGUUUCCGCUCCGUCGCGCUGCGCCAGUGCGUGUGCCCUUUCCCGGGCCCAAUUCCGUCGGUGCGUUGCCGGGAAAGCUGUCUCAAUUACCGAUUCCAUGGAUUGCCACAGUCAGGGAAUACUGGGAAACUUGAAAUGCCUCUCGUAACCCAGCGCUAUGAACUCUUGCUUGCACUCUCCCAGUUCUUCAGAUUUUACGCCAAAAUCUCACCCUCUCUAAAUCGAUGAGUUCCUACCUGAAAGAAAGGGUUUUCGUUCAGUCAGAAUUUCUUGUGAAUGUUUUAAAGGUCAUGGUGAGUCGCGACCAUUUUCACUUCUUCUUCUUCUUCUUCUACUAACGACUAGGGCAUGGCCCUGUUUGUCAAGCCUUCGAUUGCCGAGCACAAAAUAUUAAAAAUAUAAUAAUUAUCUGUAAAGAUUCGUCAAGUCAAUAAAACAAAAUAGC